Amaranthus tricolor (Joseph's coat) is the source of this 2443-nucleotide messenger RNA. Its product is annotated as coiled-coil domain-containing protein SCD2. Gene Ontology annotation, biological process: cytokinesis by cell plate formation. Bases 370 to 2160 code for a protein of 596 amino acids. The record is from RefSeq and is a predicted model, not a curated record. The transcript has 17 exons. Lineage: Eukaryota; Viridiplantae; Streptophyta; Magnoliopsida; Caryophyllales; Amaranthaceae.
CAAUUAUUUACCAAAAUAAUCUCAAAUUAAACAUUGGAUUGACGCAAAACAUUAAAAUGGAUAUUGAUAUUUGCCAAGUUUAAUUCUUCCUAGAUUCGGGUUUCAACUCCAGCCAAAAAAAGAUGUUCGAGUCUAGUAAAACUAAAGAAGAGUGAGGUGAAAAAAAGCGACCAUUAUCCCACUCCUUCGCCGGCUCUAACGCAGAUGAAACCAACACCAUAGCUGACAUUUUUGCCGUCUUUCUCCCUUUCGUCUCUUCCUUUUCAUUCCCACUUUGACGACAUUCCUCGUCAACUUCCACUCUAAUCUAUCCCUACAAUUUCGUAAACCCCGAAACCCAACUACUAUAAAUACAACUACCUUCCAGAAAUGGAAACCAAACGAACAGAAAGUCCGAUCUACACCCGCCGAUGGACUUCCGAACCAGGCAAUAUCACCGCCUCAUCUUUACUUUCUGGUCGACCUCACCAUGUCCGAACUUCUUCAGUCGCCUCCGUAGAAUCACCGACCGCUUCGCCGACGCGUGCACACCAUGCUCGCACUGCUUCAGCUACUUCAAUGUCGAAUGUUAAACGAACUCAGAAUAUUGCUGCUAGAGCUGCUGCUCAACGGCUUGCUCAAGUUAUGGCUUCUCAGACUACUGAUGAGGAUGAUGAGGAUGAUGAUGAUGAUGUUGAUCUACGAUUUGCUGCUCCUGCAUUGUCUAGAAAUAUUGCUAAUGGUUUUGGAAAACUGAAUGUUCCUGAUGUUCCGAAGUCGACAACUACUAGAUCUUCUUCUCCUGGUGUUGCUGCGAGGAAAUCAUUGGAUGAAAUGCCGUUGAUUCGGCCGAAAUCAAAUGGAAGAUCAGUCGGUUCUGUUCGGAAACCUGCGAUCCCGGCUUCGAUGCCGGUUCCAUCACCAGUGCCGCAAAUGAAUGUUACUGCAUUGAAAAGCCAAGGUUCGCUCCCGUCGUUGGAUUCGCCUUCUGUUGUUAAUACAUUGAAAAGUCAAGCUUCUCUUCCAUUGUUGGAUUCGCCUUCUGCUAGGUCUCAGAAAGAUAAUAGUAAGAGAUUCUUUGCAGAUAAAGGGGCAAAUAAUUUAAAAGACGCCAGACUUCAGCAAGAUUCUUCUGCUCUACGUGAUGAACUAGAUAUGCUACAAGAGGAGAACAACAAUGUGCUCGCUAAGCUUAGAGCAGAGGAAGAGCAAUGCAAACAAGUGGAGGCUAGAGUUAAAGAGCUUGAAAAACAGGUUGCAUCACUUGGGGAGGGAGUCUCUUUAGAAGCUAAGUUUUUGAGCAGAAAAGAAGCAGCAUUACGUCAAAGAGAGGCUGCUUUAAAAGAUGACAAGAUAUCAAAAGACAUGAUCAAUAAGGAUAUUGUUAACCUUCGCACUGAAGCCAAGAACGCUAAACAUGAAGUUGAAGCAGCUGCAGCACGACUUCAGAGUGCUGAAUCUGAAGUCAAAUCUCUUCGUUCAAUGACUGAAAGGAUGAUUUUAACCCAGGAAGAAAUGGAAGAAGUAGUUCUGAAGAGAUGUUGGCUUGCAUUUUACUGGGGAUUAGCUGCGCAUCUGGGUAUAUGUGUGGAUAUUGCUACAUCCAAGUAUGAACACUGGUCUUCACUGGCUCCCCUUCCUUUUGAAGUAGUUGUCUCUGCUGGGCAAAAAGCUAAAGAGGAAAGCUGGGAAAAAGGCGGUGAAGAUUCUGAGAGUAAAAGCAGAGCUAACCAAGACUUGAAUGAUUUCACUGGAGAGGGUAACAUAGAGAGCAUGCUUUCAGUUGAAAUGGGCUUAAAGGAGCUUGCAUCAUUGAAGGUGGAAGAAUCCAUUGCAUAUGCAUUUGCCCAACAACGCCGGCCAAGUUCUACAAGAUUGUCUAACUCAGAUUUCAAGUCUCCAGGAGACGCGAAAUAUAUGGAAGCAUUUGAUCUUAGUCCUGAGGAGUCUGAAGAUGUUCUUUUCAAAGAGGCUUGGCUAACUUACUUUUGGAGAAGAUCUCUGAAUCUUGGUAUAGAGAAGGACAUAGCUAAACAAAGGCUUCAAUUUUGGAUUGGUCGAAGCAAACAUUCACCAACUUCACAUGAUGCGGUUGACGUUGAUCAAGGUUUGACGGAGCUGAGGAAAUUAGGGAUUGAACGUCGACUAUGGGAAGCAUCUCGCAAAGAAAAUGAUCUCUGAUGCCACUAGAUAAAUUACACAUAUUUUCUUUUACUAAUUGAGAGCUCAGCUUUCGUUCUUGCAGUCAUUUAGUGUGUGUAAUUCUCUUAUAUAUGUACAUAGCUUAGUUAUAUCCUCUUUGCUGGACCAUCCCUGUCCUGAACAUUGGGUUUUCUGGCAUCAAUAUGUUGAUUCAUCUAUUUACCUUCCUAGUUUCUACUAAUUUCUAUUACCUUUUGCUAUGUAUAGAUCAGUGAUAGCAAAACUGAGCUUAUAAACCAUAAUCAAUACUUUUUGUUGUCUA